Octopus sinensis (East Asian common octopus) is the source of this 2469-nucleotide messenger RNA. RefSeq names its product zinc finger protein 577-like. Lineage: Eukaryota; Metazoa; Mollusca; Cephalopoda; Octopoda; Octopodidae. Bases 387 to 1136 code for a protein of 249 amino acids. The transcript is spliced from 2 exons. The record is from RefSeq and is a predicted model, not a curated record. Gene Ontology annotation, cellular component: nucleus.
UAUACAUCAUAUGUGUUAUAUUAUAAUUUUAAAUAAUGGCUAAUUCUUAAAUAAAUAAAUAAUAUUUUACGACAUUUACCGGAAAUCGGAAGUCGUGAAACAAGUCAUAAUGUUUAUGGAAACUCAAGAUGUGUCUUCCAAAUAUUGUGAUUAGAAGUAACAAGAGACAACAUUUGUACUUUUGAAUUUUGGACUUUUUUUUUUAGAACUUGAAAAAAUUUAUUUUGAUUUUUAUUCUUUUUGUACAAAACAAAGAAAAUACAAACAACCGCCCCCGAAGUGUGUCAUUCAACCAACCAUUUUGUCAAAUAUUCAGGAAUCUAUUGUUAUUCCUUUCCAAAGAAUCUACUUAAUAUUUUGUCUCCACUGUUUAUAGUAUAAUCACGAUGUCACAACUGCUGAGUAACCCACUAGUCUUUGAUUAUCCUGACAAAAGUUUUGAAAAUAAGACCCAUAUGACCUCUGAGAUUCCUCCAAAGAUUAACGUCUCUUCCGACUUUCCCCACAUUUGUGGCUUCUGUGGAAAGGGUUAUUGCAGGAAAGACAGGCUGGAUCGGCACAAACUCACUCACUCAGAAGAAAAACCUCAUAAAUGUGACUUCUGUGGCAAGGGCUACUGCCGAAAGGAUCAUUUAGACCGCCAUAAAAUUACUCAUUCAGGGGCCAAACCUCAUGAGUGCAAUUUCUGUGACAAAAAAUUUUACCGGAAAGAUCACCUCGACAAACACAGACGGACACACCUGGGCGGGAAGUUAUAUUCGUGUGAAUAUUGCGGGCGAACGUUUUCUCUGAAACUAAAUCUCGACCAACACAAACUGAUUCACACUAAUAAUGCGCAAGGUGGCAGUAGAUCUAAAAGUACAACCAACUGCAACGACCCCAGUUCUUCUUAUUGCAAGUGCAACUUAUGUGGCAAGUAUUUCACAGACAAAACUAACUUUGAGCGACACAAGACCACAAGCAAACCGCAAAUGUUCCAGUGCAUGUUUUGUGAUAAGGCAUUUGAGAUUGAAUGUUUUUUGAACCAACAUCUUCAGAGCACCCAUUCGUCUAUUGCUAUCAAUAACAAAGCCAUACAAAAGCAAAUAAACAGCUCAGUGAAUCUCAACACACCCAAUUCUCCAUCAAGUGUUUAAAAAUACAUAAUAUGAAAUUCAUUAAGAGUAAGUAUGUCAGUAUGUUAAUUGAUAAAACUACUCGCUAAUUACCAAGCUGCAAUCGCCUGACCUCUAUAACUGAAUGGCUUUCAUUAUGUUGAGAGUAUCAACUUAAAAAAAUCUAUGUGUGGCUAUAAGAAUAAGGCCUUUUUAUUUGAGGAAUUCAUUAUUAGUGUUGAAUCUGUUGCAUGGGCUGCUGGUGAGCAUUCGAGAAACGAAACCCAUACCUGAAGUGUCUUGUACCCUUUUUUUAAUUAAAAAAAAUCUUCAUGCAAUUCUCUGACAAUUUUGGCAGUUGAUUGAGAUAUGCCAGAAACAUUGUUAAAAAAGGGGAAAUUUGUAUGUUUGUGUUUUUUUUUUUUUUUUUUUUAAUUUUUUUUUCCACUUACAAGAUCACACUUAAAAAUCAAGCCUGAAAUUAUUCUUUAAAUUUGGGAAUAAUGAUCUUUUUUUAAGUUUAAAAUAAUUCCAGUUCUUUUUUUUUUCUCUCUCUUUCUUUUGUGUUUUUGUUUUUCAUACAUUUCAGUCUAUUUGUUAAAUUGUGAAAUGUGUUAGGUACCCUUACUGAAGUCAGGGUACCAGCUGGCAACUGUCCACAUAAUCAUGAGCUUUAAAAAACAUUUUUAAAAACCUUGCCACCCAUUCUCUCUGUGCAAGGCACAUUUUUAUUGAGAUUUGGUUACGAAUCUUAUUUCAAUCUUUGAAUGAUUAUUGAAGGAAAUUUCCUACAAAUGUGAAAACGCUUGGCUAUGCUACCAAAAUUGACAACAGGUCUUUCCACUUCUUAUAAAACGGGGCAAAACAAAAUGAAUAAACAUGAAUCAAGUAGCUCUUAAAAUACCUUUUGGGGUUUUCUUUUGAUCCUUCCAGUGAACUGACUUGAGCUGAACUGACUAGUUUAUAUGUUUGAAUACUUUUUAAGCACUACUUUGUUGUGUAUUGAAACAGUCUACUGAAGUCUACAUGACCCAAGUUUUUUUUUUUUUUUUGUGAUAUCAAAAUGAAAUAUACCAAACUGCUGAAUAUUCAGCUUUAAUCCAUUGCAAACACAAUUUUGUUUUGUAUUAAGACAUUGCAUUGAAUUUUGAACUACUUUUGACCCCAACACACAUAGCUGUUUAGAAAUAGAUGUUGUGCCUGGCUGAAACUCUGCCAUCAAAAGGCUAGCUUCCUAUCCAGUAUGCAAUUUAUUCUCUUACUCUUUUACAACGACAGGCAAUCCUUUACUUAGUUGCUCACCCUGUUUUACAACAGUAGCCAAAGUUUUACCCACUCCUCAGAUCAGACCUUACUACCUUCCCCCCCCCCCCCA